This is a messenger RNA of Crotalus tigris (Tiger rattlesnake), 5408 nucleotides long. It is a transcript of the gene OGFRL1, whose product is annotated as opioid growth factor receptor like 1. Lineage: Eukaryota; Metazoa; Chordata; Lepidosauria; Squamata; Viperidae. The coding region runs from base 699 to 2312 and encodes 537 amino acids. Gene Ontology annotation, molecular function: opioid growth factor receptor activity. The transcript has 7 exons. The record is from RefSeq and is a predicted model, not a curated record. Gene Ontology annotation, cellular component: membrane.
AGCCGGCGGGGGGGGGGGAGAAGCCAGCGAGUUGAGGGUCCGCCGGGUGUUGCAACACCGCCUCCUUCCCGUCCUCCCUCCCCUCCUCUUCGGGCUCUCCAAGGCUUGUCAGAGGCCUACGGCCCCAACCUCAAGGCAGCCGCGACGAGGGGCGGCGAGCGGGGGAGAGAAGUUCUAGAAGCGGGCACGUGCGUCGCCAAACUCGCCGCGCACCUCCGCGACUUGCUGGGCGGCGAAACGCUCCGUUCGGCUUCCUCCUUCAGGCAGCACCUGCUGCCGCCGCCGCCGCUGUUGCUGCUGCUGCAGCGGCCAAGGGAGGGCCGGCUUCAGUAUUUCCUGUGGAAAUCCCGGAGCAUUCAGCUCCUCCUCUCGAUUCCUCCCCACCCCCGCGCGUGUUUGCGGGUUGGGGACUGAGGAAGGAAGGGAGGAAGGAGCAGAGCUGUUGGCUGUUGUCGCUGCUCCCUUCUGCGUCUGACCGCCGCCCCCCUCCCCGACCUCCUUGUGGCUUUCUGCCGCUCGGCUGUGGCGUCCCGGCGCGACCACCCCCGGCCUCCAGGAGCAGCGUUCUUCCGAGCUAGCUUCUGGACCGGCCGAUCUCCCCCACCCCUCGCGCGCGUGCCCCCCUUUGCGUCUCCGGAGGGGAGGAAAGAGUGGGCAACGGGGGGGGGAGGUCGCCGAGCUCCCGCAGUGCUUCUCCGAUGGGCAGUUUGCUGAGCGGAGUCAGCUUCAAGGAGCCCACCACGGUGGAGGACUGUGACUCGACCUGGGAGACGGAUUCGGAGCCGGAGCUGCAAGACACCGGCGGGGAAGAAGGGCCACCGCUGGAGCAGGCGGGCGGCGGCGAGGGCGACGACGACCCAGCGGCUGACCGGCAGCGGCGGCGACAGCAGCAGCCGCCGCCGCCGCCGCCGCCAGAGGAACCGCUCUCUGCGACAGGCGGCCGGCCGGAAGCCGCCGAGAACCGCGAAGGGGCUGCCGUGGAAGAGGAGAAGGAGGAGGUGGAGAAGGAGGAGGAAAAGGCAGGAGGAGACGGGGUGGCCGAAGAAGACGAAGCCGAGGGCAGGAAGCAGGGAGAGACCGAAGCCCCCGGGCCCGAACAGGGGGAUGAUUCAAUUGAUGUGACGGCUAAACCAAAGAGAAGUUUUUAUGCUGCAAGAGACUUAUAUAAAUAUCGUCAUCAAUAUCCACAGAACUUUAAAGAAUUGAGAUACCAAAAUGAUUUGUGCAAUCUCCGCUUUUACAAGAACAAAAUUCCCUUUAAACCUGACGGGGUUUAUAUUGAAGAGGUCUUGAAUAAAUGGAAAGGAGAUUAUGAAAAGUUGGAACACAAUCACACUUAUAUACAAUGGCUGUUUCCACUCAGAGAGCAAGGACUGAAUUUCUAUGCAAAAGAAUUAACAACCUGUGAAAUUGAGGAGUUCAAAAAAACGAAAGAAGCGAUCCGAAGAUUCCUGUUAGCUUACAAGAUGAUGCUGGAGUUUUUUGGGAUAAAAUUAAUCGAUAAAACUGGGAAUGUGGUACGAGCUGCUAACUGGCAAGAAAGAUUCCAGCACUUGAAUGAAUCCCAACAUAAUUACCUGAGAAUCACCCGGAUUCUGAAGAGCCUCGGUGAACUUGGUUAUGAAAGUUUCAAGCCUCCUCUUGUGAAAUUGAUCCUUCACGAGGCUCUGGUGGAAGAAACCAUCCCCAAUAUUAAACAGAGUGCUCUGGAAUAUUUUGUGUACACCAUUAGAGAUCGAAGAGAGAGGAGAAAGCUCCUACGGUUUGCCCAACAGCACUACAUGCCUUCUGACCAUUUCAUAUGGGGGCCACCGAGGAAACAGAAGCCGGAAGGAAGCAAACCCAGUAAAAAGCUGCCUUCACCCGUGUCCCUUCGUAACAGUUCUACUUGUAAACAUAAAAAGACAAAAGAUCUUAAGAACGUAUCUGAAAUUUGUAACUCAAGGAAUAAAACCAAUGGUGAGAAAAAGACAGAGCAUAUUAAAAAUGGUACAGAUAGUGAUCAGAGUAAGAAAACCAGCUCCCCUGAAGUUGUUAAGCAGGGCAGUAUGGUAAAAAAUAGUAGCGCUGAGUGUCAGAACUCUAAAAUGGACGUUGUUGAGCCUUUGAAUCAGAAGGAGACUAUUUCUCAUUUAAAAAAACAUAAAGGCAAAAACAAGGAAAACGUUAGCCAAGACUGCAAACAUUUGGAAGAUACAGAAAAAGAUUCAUGUGAGACUAAAAACAAUUCAACAAAUAUGUCAUCAGAUAUGCAAGACAAUAUAUGUAAGGAUAAAAACCUGGCAAGCUCAUCUGUAAGAAAUAAAGAGUGAAAUCUUCUACUGCUUGUGACAAAAUGGUUUUUCACUUGUAGAAAAUUGUUAAGGAACAAGAGGUCUUUGAUAUUGGAUCCAGUGCUGGCUACAUCAGCUUAGCCUCUGUGGGGCUGUGGUUUCUUUAAUUUGUUCACGGUUUGUACUUCUCCCAGCUGUGUAUUAAGCUUACAAACUGCAUAUUGCUUAAGUCCAAGAAAAAAACUUCAUUUAAAUCUGUUUCCUAUGCAUAAAAAUCUAAGGUUUAUUUUUAUUGUGUAUUUUAUUUAAACUCUUUUAAUUAACUCUAAGAUUUUGUUUUCAAAAUAAGGAUGCAAGAUAGACUUCCAAGGAGCCAAAGUUAGUGUCUCUUCAGCAGAUAACUAUGCUAAUAUUUAGAGUGCCUACCAUUGCUUAAAAAUUGGAAUUUAGCCGUAUUCUUAUUUAACACAGAAAGUGGACCUCAGAGAUUUGAGCUAAACUCAAGCACAGCCUUGAAUCACACUGGGCAAACUAUAUUAAUUCAGCUCCUUUUCAAGCUUGACUAUUAGAACUCGUAAUUAAUUUCCCUAGGUUAUUAAUGAGAAAAUACAGCAAAGUAGCAAAUUGCUACUAUUUGCAUACCAGCCUCCCAACAUACGCUUACAGUUUGUUAUUGCCAUUUCUCUUGAUAUCUCCUUUUAACACAAUGCACUGAAUGAAGUGUUGGAAAAAUAGGAUUCAGAGCUGUUAAUGAGAAUACAGUAUAAGGUAUUUAAAUGUUUUAAAAUAAUGACACCUUGCUCAGGUACGAUAUUCCAAAUGAAAACUCAUUUAUCAUGAUGACACAUCAGCAAAGUUCCUGUGAAUAUAAAAUGGGGUAAAAUGUAUUCUGCUUGCAUGUUUUCUGCUUUCCAUUAUUUAUUAUCUCACUUCAUCCCCCUCCCUUUUUGUUGUCAUUCUUGCAUGGACUUGCACACCUCUGAGAAUGAAGGUAAGCAUUUCGUCCAUGUUUACUUCAGUAUCUGGAGCAAUCACUGGUAGGAGGGAAUCAUUCCCCUUGAGGGGUUUCAUUCCUGUGGAUAAAGGCUUUCGUAUAAAACAGGAAAAUUUAAACGUUGCAAAGACCCCAAAAAAUUGUGUAUCCAGCUUUUCUAGGACAGAAAAACACUAUUUUAAAUAUGACCUCCCUGGAAUUUCAGAACGGAUUUAAAAAGCCCUUUAUAGACAGGAGCUUUCAUCUUAUUUUUCUGCCAGCCUUCCUGAAAAUUCCUACCAAUAAUUUUACUGUUGGAGUUUACUGCAGGAAAUCCUUCUCAGCAUGUUGAUAUUUGCACAAGGCAUCUCACUGUUCUCUUGCUUGCUUCUCCCUCUCUUCACCUCUGACCCAGGAAGUAUUCCCAGGGAAGGAGUUAUAGUACAUUUCUAAAAGUUGAAGUCUGUUAAUGCAAAGGACUCGAAAGACGUUGCCAGAGCUAGGAAGAUUCACAGGGCCUCCUAGUGAGUCAAUAUAGCUCUCUAUCAAAGUCAUAAUUAUAACACUCUUAAUAUAUAGUUUAAUUAUCCUUCCUCAAAUCAAAAAACAUGUAGAUGAAAAGAGGAGACAUUUAAUAAAAUGGUAAUCUACGUGAUUGGGCUUAUUUGUGAUAUUAGUUUGGGUUAAGAACAGGAAAGAACUUGUGUGUAUGUGUUAGUACUUUUGUCCCACAAGCUCAUGGACUGUUUGCAUGACAUGCUAAACUACAGGCAAUUCUCAACUUACAACCAUUCAUUUAGAAAUCAUUUGAAGCUAAAAAAGCAUCACAUAAAGCGAUUUACAAUUGCUCCUCGUACUUAACAACUGUUACAGCAUUCCCCUGGUCUUGUAAUCAAAAUUUGGGUGCUUAGCAAUUGGUUUGCAUUUGCAGUGGUUCAGCAUCCCGGGAUCAGGUGAACUCCAUUUGCAGCCUUCCCAGACAGCUUCCAACAAGCAAAGGCAAUGGGGAAAACUGUGUUUGCUUAAUGUCCCCAUGAUUCACUUAGCAGCCAUGGCCAAAAAAAAAAAAAAAAGUCAGGCAUGACUCACAUAAAAACCCAUCUUGCUUAACAAUGGAAUCCUGAUCCCAAUUCUGAACAUAAAUCGAGAACUAGCUGUGAAGUAAGAGGGGAAGAGGUAGUGAUACUGGUGCUGGUGGAGAGAUAAAUAAUACAUAAAUAAUACAUCCUAACCCGUUUAUCCCAUGGUGGUUGUGUCUUAAACCAGGUAUUCCAAGUCAGCCCUGCAGUGUGGCCGUGGAAAAGAGGGUUAAACAUGUCUCCAUGCUGGCUGCACUGUCAGGGCACAUUCUAGGUACUUCUUCCUGAUUAUUUUUCUUGUUUUUACUUUCUCUGCCCCUAAUGCUCAGAUUGCAGCCAUGUAGGAUAAAAUGGACAUAAAGAUGCUGACUUUAAAAAGCAGGAAGUGAUGGUCACUUAUUGAGGUGAGACUGCCUGACUGGUAGUCUGCUGCUGGCUUAUAGACGUUCAGAGAGGGUAGCAUUAGGCUGGGUUAAUUGUGCAACGCAAACGUAGCUCAUCAGUCCAGAAACCCACAAUCUAGUAGAAAUAGUAAAUAGGCUCCCAGGUAAUAGGAACGUACUGUUAAGCUCUAUUUUUCCUUCACUCCAGAAAAUUCUGCUUUUGGCACCAUCUUCUGUUAAAAGAAUUCUAAUUUGGCUUUUAGAAAACAUGACUCCCAACUGUCCAGGGCAUUGUCAAUUACUGGAAUUCAGCGAGUAGCAGCACGCACCAACAAAGAUUUUGUGGGCCUGUGCUGAGAAUACUUGCAUAUCUUUCGUUGUUCCUCCCACCUGUGGGAUGCACAGAAACAAAAAAUAAUUGCAAAUAAAGCUUUUGUGUAUUAUUUGUUUUUCCCAUCUUACCAGCACUGACUGUUGUAUGCCAACUGUGAUGGGUUAGUCCUCUGUCUGCAAGUUCACAGGAUACAUGGAUUAAAGUACAACAGUAUUGGAACCCUGGGGGUGGCAGUUGUUUCUAAGAUUUUCCUUAAAUAUAAGUAAUGCUGCCUUUUUGAAUUGUGCAAAUUUUUUAAAAACAUACAGAUUGAAUUUUGUCUUGUUAAUGUCAAAAGUAUAAUUAAAUUGUAUUCCUGUCUUUCGA